AUGGGUAGAGGCCUGAAUCAGGAACUUGGUCUUAUUAAAGCCGGUGAUACUCGUUGGGGAUCUCACUACAAGUCAUUUGGAAACUUUAUUAGUAACGUUGCCUCUAUUGUUGAUGUACUUGAUACUCUCGUUGAAAAUGCAAGUACUCUGGAUGAACGAGCAAGCGCAUCGGGAUUUCUCAGAAAUUGUCAAACAUUUGAGACUGUUUUCUUGUUACAUUUGAUGACUGAUAUUUUAGGAAUCACAUACGAUCUUAAUGUGUCAUUACAGAAAAAGGAGCGAGAUAUUGCAAAUGCCAUGAUUCUUGUUGAGUUACAAGAACUUAAUGAUCGUUUCAACGAGGUGACAAGUGAUUUGCUUAAUGGAGUAGCUUGCUUAAAUCCAAUUGAUUCAUUUUCUAGUUUUGACAUAAAAAAGAUAGUGAGAAUGGUUGAAUUAUAUCCUGAUGACUUUGAUGGAUUUAGCAUUAGGGCCCUUGAGAAUUAA
Molecule: messenger RNA, 486 nt
Organism: Lycium ferocissimum
Lineage: Eukaryota; Viridiplantae; Streptophyta; Magnoliopsida; Solanales; Solanaceae
Exons: 2
Coding region: 1-486 (161 amino acids)
Source: RefSeq, a predicted model, not a curated record